AUGAAACUCCACAGUUUCGUAUUUGCUUGCAUUUCAAGCAUUUUCAUCAUUUUAUCACUUGCAAACUUGCUAAAUCAUCCUAUUCGAUUGGAUAAUUGUAUUUCUACUUCAUCUGCAUUUGUAAAUGGUCAAAUUUAUCAAUUUUCCACCGAGUUUACCAAAAAUAUAUCCGAGAGUGUUUACUAUUCGAAUGACGAUACGAAUUAUAAGAGUUCUACCAUAAAUGCAAGCACUACCAUUAGUUAUGUUUCAUUGAGUUAUGAACACGGACAAGGAACAAUUUCUUGGAAGUUUCUAUUUGAUGAACAUGUCGAAAGUUUGCACGAAACGAACGAAACACUAAGUUUUUACUAUUUUAGAAUCAUCCAUAAUAACUUACUUUCCACAAAAUAUCAAAAUUCACUCUUUCUUCCUUCCAGAACUUCUCUCCUUCAAGAAUAUCCAAUUUCUGUCAUUCAAACAAAAAGUGGAAUGGAUUUGACAUAUGAAAAGAUGGUUUUUCAUAUAAAUGGAACGACAAGUAAGAAUGCAUUCAUGAAUUCUACCAAAUACUUGGAUAUUCCAGAGUUGUUUACAAAUUCCUAUGCAAUUCAAUGGUUUCUAGUCAAACUCGACCUUGCUGAUAUUAGAAACAAGAUUGAAAGUGGAAUGUUUAGUCAAGAAUUGGUGAAUGCUUUCAACGAUUUACAAGCACAAGUUCCUUCUAAGAAUCUAAACUACAACUUUACUACCAUUCAACAGCUGAAUCAAUCUGUGAGCAUAGAUACAGUGUUAACAAGCUCAUCCAUCAAUAAUAUUUGUGGAUCCACGUCACCUGUAGUUGCAUUUUCAUGGAAUUCAUGGAAAUUAUGGUUCGUACUAUGCAUGGUCAUCCUAAUGCUAGUCUGUCUGGUUGUUUCUCUUUGGAGACCUUACUUUAUUGUGGUUAUGACACUUGUCAUUUUUAAUCUGGCAGGUAUUGUCAGUGUUACAGAUGCCUUAAGUGGUUUUUCCAACACUGGUACUCUCAUCGUUGCUCUCCUCUUCCCAAUCGUCAAACCAUUAAGUGAAAAUACCCUAGUUUUGAAAUUUGCCAGACUUUUAUUUGGUUCCCCAUUGAAAUUCAAAAAUUCCAAAAACAAAUUUCUCAAUUUUAUUUCACUCAUACCACCAACUUUAAGAAUUUGUUUUGUUUUUACCAUUUUUAGUGCAUUUGUAUCGAAUACUCCAGUUGUGGCCACAGGAAUUCCUAUCAUUAUGGAAUGGGCAAGGACACACAAACUUUCACAUACCAAAUUUCUCAUGUCACUUUUAUUCGCAACAAAUGGAGGUGGAUUGUUGACAUAUAUUGGAACUUCAGCAAGUAUUGUUGCAAAUGGUAUCUAUACUCAAUAUGGUUACACUCCUUUAUCCUUUUAUGAGUUUGUUUAUGUUGGCGCCAUUUUAUGUUUCAUUACAAUUAUUUAUUGUUGCACUUAUACAUUGUGGAUUGUUCCUAAUGAAGGAGUGACUUCAAAGUUUAAUGCUUCAAAGGUUACUUUUGCUCAUAAAAGUAAAAAGGAACGUGCAAGAGAAGUUGUGAGAGAACAUUCGGAAACUUUCGUUACCAUUGUCAAGAUGGAAUAUUUGGCUUCUCAACCAAAGUAUUCGAAAGGUAAAACAUUAUUUGAAACUUUGAAUGGAAAGACCAAAGUCAAAGCCAUGUCAGAGUUGGGAAUAGGCAACUUGGAUUUGAUUGAAAUUUUGAGAGAAAAGAAAUCAACCAAUCAAGUUGAAUUGAGCAGUGUACAAUCUUCAAGUCAACCAACAACUUCAAGCGAACCAAAUGUAAUUUCCAAUGGAGAAUCUAUUGAAAUUAAGGUAGAAGAACCUAAGGAAAGUCCAGAGCAAUCCACAAACUCUUCAAAUAGCUCUACUUCUUCGAAUACAAUUAUUCCAGCAACAAACGAAACUGUUGCUGGGCUUGAAAAAAUUUCACCAGUUCCUUUAGAUCUAAAAUUGGAAAGUUCUGAUAUUUUGGUUUUCCAAGGAGCUCCUCAAUUAAUUUUACGUUUGCAUUCACUUGUGUAUGAUGGUUCUGAAAUUGAAAAAUCAACUUUUGAAAGUUCUGAAUCAGUCAACCAAAAAGAAGAACCUAAAAUGGCAACAGGUCAAAGCACUACUUCCUUUUUGAGUGUUGAAUCUCCAAUGGAAGAAGGAAGAAUUUCACAGAGCAGUUGCGUGGCUUCUUCAACAUCUCAAGACCAUUUAAUUGAUUCACCAACAACAUCACCACAAGCUGAAAAUCCAGUCACUAAUCAAUUACAUCAUAAUAUCAAGAAGAAUUAUGGAGAUGCAGCUCUCUCCAAUGAAAAAUCUAAAACUAAUCAAUCUGAAAUUCAAGAAAAUGAACCUGAAUUCUUCCAGGUUGUUAUUGGAGCUUCAAAUCCAUGUUUAGGAGAAACUUAUUUGGAAUUCGAAAGAAGAUAUCAAGUCAAAGUAUUAGCCAUCAGACAAGUUGGUUCCUCCUCAAUUGAUACUAAAGAAACCAACGAUAAGGAUUCACACGUCAAUUGCAAAACAGUAUAUUGUGGUGAUACUAUUCUAAUUUUGGGUAAAAGUGUUUUCUACCAUAAUAAUCAUGACAAUUCAAAGGAUUUCUAUCUCAUUACAAGAUUUAACGAAAUCUCACCAGAUUACAACCAAUUCAAACAAAAACCAUUUCUAUUCAGAAUUCCCUUCACUAAAAUCAUUUUAGAUUUGUGGUGGUGGGAACAUUGGAUUUUCCCAUUCUUUUUAGCAAUGAUUGGAUGCGCCAUUGCUGGAUUUCCAAUGGUUCAAUGUACACUUGUGACAUUCUGUGCAGUCGUUGCAUUUGGAUUGAUAACACCAACGAGAGCAGUUGAUUGUGUGGAAUGGAGAUUAGUGACAUUGGUUGGAGCAUCUUUUGGAAUUGCGGCAGCAAUUACUCAAAGUGGAGUUGCUGAGGCAUUGACUGAGAUUUUGAGAUUGAUGAACAUGCCAACACUUUUAUUACCUGCUUGUAUUACUUUGAUAUCAUUAGUUACUUACCAAUCAACAUCAGUAUCUGUAUAUAAUCUGUAA
Molecule: messenger RNA, 3063 nt
Organism: Naegleria gruberi
Lineage: Eukaryota; Heterolobosea; Eutetramitea; Acrasida; Naegleriidae
Exons: 2
Coding region: 1-3063 (1020 amino acids)
Biological process (GO): transmembrane transport
Cellular component (GO): plasma membrane
Source: RefSeq, a predicted model, not a curated record